AUGUCUGAUUUCUUGUCACAGUUGAAUAUCUUCAACAAAGAGAAUUACAAAUUCUCGUCCUCGGAGAAGUCUGAGGAUGAUACGUCUGAUUUCGAGACUGGACAGCAGUUCGCCACGGAGCUGGACCAAGGUGAGAAAAGACUGGGUCUUAUCUCAUGUAUUGGGUUGAUCUGUAACAGAAUGCUGGGAACCGGUGUCUUCGCGGUUUCUUCUACGAUUUACACUCUGAGCGGCUCCAUCGGUCUGGCGCUGAUCCUGUGGGCUGUGGGUGCGCUCAUCGCCCUGGCAGGUCUAUACGUAUACAUGGAAUUCGGUACCGCUAUACCGAGAAAUGGUGGUGAGAAGAACUACUUGGAAGCCAUCUUCAAGAAACCAAAGUUUUUCAUCACAUGCAUGUAUGCGUCCUAUGUUUUUUUCCUAGGUUGGGCCGCGGGGAACUCAGUUAACACCGCGGUGAUGUUCUUGACCGCCGCUAACACCGAAGUGACUAAGUGGAACCAAAGAGGUAUUGGUGUAGCUGUGGUGUUCUUCUGUUUCGCUGUCAACUCCAUCAACGUUAGAGCCGGUCUGUACAUCCAAAAUGUGCUCGGUGUCUUCAAGUUGGGUAUCGUUAUCUUCAUCUCAAUCACCGGCUGGGUGGCCCUUGCAGGUGGUUUGAAGCACGGAUACCAGUCGCAUAACUUCCACAACGCGUUCGAAGGUACCAACAAGGCUACCGCUUACGGUGUGGUCAACGCCUUGUACAAUGUCAUCUGGUCCUUCGUCGGCUACUCCAACGUAAAUUACGCCCUAGGUGAAGUCAAAAACCCAGUGAGAACUCUAAAGAUCGCAGGCCCUACUUCUUUGAUCUGUUUGGCCAUCAUCUAUAUCUUUGUCAACAUCGCAUACUUUGCUGUGGUUCCAAAGGAUAAACUGAUCUCUUCCAAGUUGAUCUUGGCCGCUGAUUUCUUCGAUAUCUGUUUUGGUGGUCAUGCUAAGAGAGUUGCCGCUGCCCUUGUUGGUCUAAGUGCCCUGGGUAAUGUCAUGUCAGUCAUCUUCUCCCAAGGUAGAAUUAUCCAACAACUUGGCCGUGAAGGUGUCUUGCCAUUCUCCAAUUUCUUUGCUACAUCCAAGCCUUUCAACUCCCCAAUGGUUGGCCUUUUCCAACAUUUCAUCAUUUGUAUGAUCACUAUCUUGGCUCCUCCUCCAGGUGACGCUUAUAACAUCAUCCUGAACUUGAUCUCUUACCCAAUGAACAUUGUCAAUUUCGUGAUCUCCGCGGGUUUGCUAUGGAUCUACUGGCAGAGAAGACAAGGCAAGAUUGAAUGGAACCCACCUAUUAAGGCCGGCGUCUUCAUUACUACUUUCUUCAUGUUGUCUAAUGUUUACCUGAUCGUCGCUCCAUAUAUCCCACCAACCCACGGUGAAAGCGUCUACGAGCACGCUCCAUACUGGAUUCACUGUGUGGUCGCUUGGGGUAUCUUCGCGUUUGGUGGUUUCUACUGGUUGGUAUGGGCCAAAUUACUACCAAGAUGGGGCCAUUACAGAUUGGAAUCCAAGGAAGUACUUGGUGAUGAUGGGUUCUGGAGAAUGCAAAUCAUUAAAGUCCCAGAAAGUGAAGUAGGCGACGAUUCAAUUGAUUCUUCAGAUGGAGAGAAUAUCCACUCUAAUGAUAUCGAAGUGCUAGAUUACCAAGAAAGUAAGGAAUCGCACAAAAUAUCUCACGAAUAA
Messenger RNA from Nakaseomyces glabratus, 1710 nucleotides. RefSeq names its product MUP1 (gene MUP1). NCBI's taxonomy places the organism in Eukaryota, Fungi, Ascomycota, Saccharomycetes, Saccharomycetales, Saccharomycetaceae. Gene Ontology annotation, biological process: amino acid transmembrane transport. Gene Ontology annotation, cellular component: membrane. Gene Ontology annotation, molecular function: L-amino acid transmembrane transporter activity. The record is from RefSeq and is a predicted model, not a curated record.